UGACGCUUUGCGUCCUUGUCUUUCAUAUUUUGGGGAUAUAUUUUUUAAGCUACCUCCAUUGUAAAGCCCAGGAAGCGAGAGGGGAAAAGAGAGUUGGAGACAAAGCAAAAUGCAGGCUGUUAGGUCUGGAAUUCGAGCAUUGGCACGGCGGUCAUUAAUACAUUCAAGGAAAUGCACUGCUUCAGAUUUGCCGAAGUAUUUUGCAAGCCUAAAUUCCCAAGAAUUUAAUAAUAGAAAUGUGCAUGUACAGUCGUGGGUGCGGGGAUUUUUGGGUAGAAGAGAGUACACCCAAGUGGCCUACUCCCCUGCAACUUAUUUAGACAAGCAGGAGGUCACGGAUCGAGUGAUUCAAGUGUUCAAAUCUUGCCCUCAAGUCGAUCCUUCAAAGGUUGGUCCAACAGCUCAUUUUGAGAAAGAUCUUAGCCUGGACAUUCUUGAUACGGUGGAAAUUAUGAUGGAAAUGGAGGAAGAAUUUGCCAUAGAUAUUCCCAAUAGUGAAGCUGAUAAGAUGGCAUCAUGUGCUGAUGUCAUCAAAUAUAUUGCUGCUCACCCUCAAGCCAAAUGAUAUAUUGUGCUCUACAUUCUGUUUAUCUUGAUUGUUUGGGAGUUAAACUUAAACCCCAACUAUAAAGCCGAACUCUUUUUAUUUGUUCCAAGUUUUUGCUGCCUCUGGUUGUAAGAAGUUACCUCAGAUAGAACAUUUAACGUGUUAUUUAACAGGGAUCUUGUCAACUAUGGACAAGAAUCACUCCUGUCGGAUUCAACAACGUAUUCAAGAAAUAAAUGGAAUUCUUGCAAAUAUCAUA
Cryptomeria japonica (Japanese cedar) is the source of this 806-nucleotide messenger RNA. Its product is annotated as acyl carrier protein 1, mitochondrial. Gene Ontology annotation, cellular component: mitochondrion. NCBI's taxonomy places the organism in Eukaryota, Viridiplantae, Streptophyta, Pinopsida, Cupressales, Cupressaceae. Gene Ontology annotation, molecular function: protein binding; acyl carrier activity; acyl binding. Bases 110 to 565 code for a protein of 151 amino acids. Gene Ontology annotation, biological process: fatty acid biosynthetic process. The transcript is spliced from 2 exons. The record is from RefSeq and is a predicted model, not a curated record.